Molecule: messenger RNA, 2398 nt
Organism: Limulus polyphemus (Atlantic horseshoe crab)
Lineage: Eukaryota; Metazoa; Arthropoda; Merostomata; Xiphosura; Limulidae
Product: gastrula zinc finger protein xLCGF3.1-like
Exons: 3
Coding region: 280-1272 (330 amino acids)
Biological process (GO): regulation of transcription by RNA polymerase II
Molecular function (GO): RNA polymerase II cis-regulatory region sequence-specific DNA binding; DNA-binding transcription factor activity, RNA polymerase II-specific
Source: RefSeq, a predicted model, not a curated record
UAUAAUGUAGUGAUUUACAGAAGUUAUUUUCAAAUAUGUAACAAAAGUAUUUAUUUUACACCUCUAGUAACAACAGAAGCUACUAGCCCAGAAGAAGGAUCUUCGUUUACUGUCUCUGAUUGUAAAAUAAAAGAAGAAAAGUAUGAAGAUCCUAAUGAUACUGAGAACACAUUUGUCAAAGUCAAAACUGAACAAAGUGUUGAUUCAACAAAUGAUGACAUUAUUUCCAAGUUCAGUGAGAGUGAUGAUGAAACUGUUGAUUGUUCACAACAUGAUGUUAUGAGUGUGAAAAAAGAAAUUGAACCAAAAGAAGAGUUUCAACAAAUUAACUCUGAGUUAGAAGGUUUAUCAGAUCCAAAUCCGUACUUGAACAACUAUUCUGGAAAACAGUUUCCUGGACGUCAAAUUGUAAACAAAAAUUACCAGUCUCUGAAUCCAAGUGGUGGUAUUAUAUCUGAUAAAACGUUGUUGAUGGUAAAUAACCAGAAAAUAUGUAACAUUUCCCAUAGUGAAGCUACAGCAUGCAGUAACAAUGUGUGUGACAAGGAAUUAAAUGUGAAGUCACACUUUGAGAAGAAACUGUACAGAUGUGAAGAGUGUGGCAAACAACUUGUAUCACGGAGUAAUUUCAAAAUACACCUGAGAAUUCACGCUGGAGAGAAACCGUACAGUUGCAUAGUUUGUGGUAAGAAAUUUGUGAGCAAAAGCCAUCUUAACAGCCAUACGAUGUCACACACUGAAGAGAAACCGUACAGUUGUCUAGUGUGUGGUAAAGGAUUUAUUAAAAAUAGCUUACUUCAAGAGCAUGAAAGGAUACACACUGGAGAGAAACCUUACAGUUGUGUAGUGUGUGGUAAAAAAUAUGGAAGAAGAAGUUAUCUUAAAACUCAUCAGAGGACACAUACUGGGGAGAAACCAUAUAGUUGUUUAGUAUGUGGUAAAAAAUUUGGAAGAACCAGUCAUCUUAGAACUCACCAAAGAAUACAUACUGGGGAGAAACCGUACAGUUGUUUAGAGUGUGGAAAAAAGUUUUUAUGUAAUAAUAACCUUAAAACACAUAAAAUGAUACACACUGGAGAGAAACCAUUCAGCUGUUUAGUGUGUCAUAAAGAAUUUAGUAGAAAUUACCAUCUUAAAGUGCAUCAGAAGAUACACAGUGAGGAGAAACCGUACACUUGCGUAGUUUGUGAUAAAAGAUUUAGAAGUAAAAGUCAUCUUAACAUACAUGAAAAGAUACACACAUUAGUAGUCACAUUAGAACACAUGAAGUGAUACAGAAUAAGGAGAACCAAACAGUUUUGUAAUGUAUAUUAAAUAAUUCAGAAUAAUUUAUCAUCUUAAAACUCUUCAAGAUACAUACAUUAGUAGUCGCAUUAGAACACAUGAAGUGAUACAGAAUAAGGAGAACCAAACAGUUUUGUAAUGUAUAUUAAAUAAUUCGGAAUAAUUUAUCAUUUUAAAACUCUUCAAGAUACAUACAUUGAUGAAAAACAAAACAGUUGGAUAACUUGUGGUGAUGAAUUCACAUAACACACACUGGAGAGUAACUACUUUGUUGUUUGUAAGAAAUAGUAACAUAGAAAACAUGAAUACAUGCACUGUACAGCUGUUUAGUAAGGAAAGUGUAGGUACUUAAAAAAACAUGUCUAAAGUCAAGAAGUGGCGACAUGUUGAGAGAAGAUAAUGAAAAUAAACAUAAAAUUUACAAGUUUGUUGUGUGUGGCAGGGAUUUUGAUUGAAAAGCUGCUUAGAAAAAAUAUCAAAAUACAUUUGGGGAUUGAACACAUUUUCUUAGAUUGUGUAUUUGUAAAGAAAUUAAUAAAUACACACUGGAGCCAAAUACUAAAGUUGUAUAAUACAAAUCCUUGACAUAAAACCAAUAUAUGUAGUUGGAUGAGAAAUUAUACGGUCGUGAUAUCUGUGAUGAGAACUUUUAUCCAUAGUGUAGAUAAUCAAAGGUUUGUGUAAUGAAAGAUAUUUAAAGAAACAACGGUCAGUGAACAGUGAGAAUUGAUACAAGUUUUUUGUUAUGUGUGUGUUUCUUUGACUGUAAAUGUUAUAGUUACAAUGAAAUAUGUAAACAAUGUUACACUGGGGAAACAUCUUGUGACUUUGGAGGAUAUACAGUAGUAUAGGUUAUGGAAACUAUGGUAACUUACAAAUGUAAUGAUUUAAUUAACCUUGGGAAGAAACUAUACAGUUGUAGUGUCUGUUGCAGUAACUUACACAUUGUUUUUGGGUAACACAUGAGAUCAUCUACAAGUGAAAUAAACAUACUUUUGUGUAGAGUAAAGAUCCGCAAGUGAAACAUGAGGUCAAACAUUACUUUGAAGAAAACCAUAAGGUAAUUACAGAUCCUGUUUUGUCCUCCAUCAAUUUACAUGUAACUAAAGAAGUC